GUGGAAAAGCCGAAAAAACAUGUGCAAACAUGUUUCGUAGGUGGAUUACUGGCGGAAAUCGAAAAAAUAUGCUCUGCAUAUUUCGUAGGUGGAAAAGACGAAAUCGAAGCCGAAAAAAACACUGUUUUCGUAGGUGGAGAUAGUAGUAUGGGAACUUGUAUUAACCAAAUGUACUAUUUUUUGACCUGA
Molecule: messenger RNA, 189 nt
Organism: Ambispora leptoticha
Lineage: Eukaryota; Fungi; Glomeromycota; Glomeromycetes; Archaeosporales; Ambisporaceae
Source: the annotation of a GenBank genome assembly